Megalops cyprinoides (Indo-Pacific tarpon) is the source of this 4874-nucleotide messenger RNA. RefSeq names its product LARGE xylosyl- and glucuronyltransferase 1 (gene large1). The transcript is spliced from 15 exons. Gene Ontology annotation, molecular function: xylosyltransferase activity; glucuronosyltransferase activity. Gene Ontology annotation, biological process: protein O-linked glycosylation via mannose. Lineage: Eukaryota; Metazoa; Chordata; Actinopteri; Elopiformes; Megalopidae. The coding region runs from base 718 to 2979 and encodes 753 amino acids. The record is from RefSeq and is a predicted model, not a curated record.
UUUUGAAGCCUUUUGGUAAGUUGGACAAGCCACAGCGUUGUUUUGUCCUAUGCCAUCAAAACUAGUUACGUUAGCUACUUUUAUUUGGGGUCCAAUCAAGCUCGAUUAAAGUUGACACGGUUAACCGGACUUCUUAAUGAGCAAAACGGAGAAGUUGGUUAAAAAAUGACUGCAUAAUUUGCCCGAUGCUGAGCUGUUGAUAACAGGAAGCAGGGGGUUGUAAACAGCCCCUUGCUUGCGGUGACUCGGAAGCCAUAUAACAUUAGCUGGAAGAAAACACUUGCCCCUCUAUUAUUACCAAAAUUACAAAAGGCGCCUAUGUCAGCAGGGGAGGCGACUCACAAUAACUUACAGCCGGCGAGAGGUAUCGGGAGAUGGAUGAAGUCAAACCAAACGGCUCCACCUGAUGCAUAACACUUUCAAAGAACUGUUAACGAAUCCUGCUAAUUAACGGCUUUGCGCUUGGCCCUGGGACUGAGUCGCGCGCGCGCCGGGAGCUGUUCAGACUGGUCGGGUCCUGACGCCGUCGAAUGGGCCGAUACUUCGCUGGAUGACCGAAACCACAAAGCCUACAUCUCCCGGUCCUCGGAGGGCACGUAGCGGACAGGACUUCAUCCCGCUUGCUUCGAAGACUGUGCCAUGUGCCUCCCUGGCGUCCAGAUGCUGCCCACAUAGAGGCUGAGCCGAACCCUGAGACUUCCGUCUGCACCGCAGAGGAUGCUGGGAAUGUGCCGCGGGCGCAGGAAGUUCCUCGUCGCCUCCCUCGCCCUGCUCUUCAUACCGGCGCUCACCUGGCUCUACCUGUCCGCCGGCAACUUCCAAGUGAAGUCCCUCCCCCUGUCGCCCCUGGAGCCCCAGUCAGCCACGCUGCCGGGCGGGUCCCGGGACAGGCUGGCGCUGGAGAUGCGGGUCCGAGAGGUGGAGGAGGAGAACCGGGCCCUGCGGCGGGAGCUCAGCCAGCCCCCCAGGGCGGCCCACCACCACCACGGGCGCCACGGCAACCAGUCCCGCACCUACUCCACGGAGGAGGGCACGGGGGACAGCGAGGGCCAGCGGGCGGUUGCCGCUGGCAACAGCUCUGACUGCGCGCAGCAGCCGCCAGUAGACAAAUGCGAGACCAUUCACGUGGCCAUUGUCUGCGCCGGGUACAACGCCAGCCGAGACGUGGUGACGCUGGUCAAGUCGGUCCUCUUUCACCGGCGGAAUCCCCUCCACUUCCACUUCAUCACAGACUCCAUCGCCCAGCAGAUCCUGGCCUCCCUCUUCCACACCUGGAUGGUCCCGGCCGUCCGCGUGGACUUCUACGAUGCCGACGAGCUCAAGUCGGAAGUGUCAUGGAUCCCCAACAAGCACUACUCUGGGAUCUACGGACUCAUGAAGCUGGUGCUGACAAAGACCCUGCCCCCCGACCUGCAGCGUGUCAUCGUCCUCGACACUGACAUCACCUUUGCCACCGACAUCGCCGAGCUGUGGGCCGUCUUCCACAAGUUCAAAGGACAACAGGUGUUGGGGCUGGUGGAGAACCAAAGUGACUGGUACCUGGGAAACCUAUGGAAGAACCAUCGCCCAUGGCCUGCCCUGGGAAGAGGCUUCAAUACAGGUGUGAUCCUGCUGCUGCUGGACAGGCUGAGGAAGCUGAGGUGGGAGCAGAUGUGGAGACUGACAGCGGAGCGGGAGCUCAUGAGCAUGCUGUCCACCUCGCUGGCCGACCAGGACAUCUUCAACGCGGUCAUCAAGCAGAACCCCUUCCUGGUGUACCAGCUGCCCUGCUUCUGGAAUGUGCAGCUCUCUGACCAUACCCGCUCCGAGAAGUGCUACAAGGACGUGUCCGACCUAAAGGUUAUCCACUGGAACUCCCCUAAGAAGCUGCGUGUGAAGAACAAGCACGUGGAGUUCUUCCGGAACCUCUACCUGACCUUCCUGGAGUACGAUGGUAACCUGCUGCGCCGGGAGCUGUUUGGCUGCCCCAGCGAGACCGACCACAACAGCGAAAACCUCCAGAAAACACUAUCGGAGCUGGACGAGGACGACCCCUGCUACGAGUUCCGGCGGGAGCGCUUCACCGUUCACCGGACGCACCUGUACUUCCUGCACUACGAGUACGAGCCCGCGGACGACCACACCGAUGUCACGCUUGUGGCGCAGCUCUCCAUGGACAGGCUGCAGAUGCUGGAGGCCAUCUGUAAGCACUGGGAGGGCCCCAUCAGCCUGGCCUUGUACCUGUCGGACGCCGAGGCCCAGCAGUUCCUGCGCUAUGCCCAGGGCUCCGAGGUGCUGAUGGGCCGUGGCAACGUGGGCUACCACAUCGUCUACAAGGAGGGCCAGUUCUACCCCGUCAACCUGCUGCGCAACGUGGCCAUGAAGCAGGUCAACACGCCCUACAUGUUCCUGUCCGACAUCGACUUCCUGCCCAUGUACGGCCUCUACGAGUACCUCAGGAAGUCCGUGGUGCAGCUCGACAUGGCCAACACCAAGAAGGCCCUGGUGGUGCCUGCAUUUGAGACACUGCGCUACCGCCUGUCCUACCCCAAGUCCAAGGCCGAGCUGCUGUCCCAGCUGGACAUGGGCACACUCUUCACCUUCAGGUACCAUGUGUGGACGAAAGGCCACGCCCCCACCAAUUUCGCCAAGUGGAGGACUGCGACCACGCCCUACCGGGUGCAGUGGGAGGCGGACUUUGAGCCCUAUGUGAUGGUGCGGAGGGACAGCCCAGAGUACGACCGCAGGUUCGUGGGCUUCGGCUGGAACAAAGUGGCUCACGUCAUGGAGCUGGAUGCACAGGAGUAUGAGUUUGUGGUCCUGCCAAACGCCUACAUGAUCCAUAUGCCACAUGCUCCCAGCUUCGACAUCACCAAGUUCCGCUCCAACAAGCAGUACCGCGUCUGCCUCAAGACCCUGAAGGAGGAGUUCCAGCAGAACAUGUCCCGCCGCUACGGCUUCGCCGCACUCAAGUACAUGACCGCCGAAAACAACAGCUAGGCCUCGCCCCUCUUCAGGGAUCGCCCGUUUCACCCUCGGUGGAGAGGACGGAGAGAGAAGGCCGCAGCUCCUCCGCAAAGCUGCCGGGCCUCUCGGGGAAACUUUCGCCACAUCUCAAGAGUUUCCCCCGGACCUCUUCUCUGUAUUUGAACUUACUGUGUAUGGGCUGAAGAGGCUGUCUGGGGAUGAGGGGGAGUCUGCAUUGCUGCGAGAACUGAGGACAUACAGCUAUAGGUGUCUCUGCGUCAUAAUGGAGGGAACAGUCACUGACAGAAACCGUGGGGACUCUGGCCUGGGUGGCUUGUCGGAUUUAUCAGCCUUAUGGGUCCCAGGAGAGAGUCUCCACAUCCUACUGCUCCAAUUUUAUUCAAUUUUCAAAAGUAACACACAACACACGCACACACACACGCACACACACACACACACACCAAUUAAAAAAUAUAGCCUAUAUGUUUUUCAUCCAGCCUGGUGCCCCAACAGUACAACAUGCACUUAAUAAGUGACACAGUGUUGCACUGUUAUCCUUAGUACCCUUUUUGUCACAACAGAAGGGCAAGCGCUCCUCUCUGCCCAGCCUUUUUUGUUUUCAUUUAAUGUCGUGGCUGUAUGCUGAGGGUGCCAAUCAGAAAAAUGGCUGGACAGAGAUCCGCCUUCAGUGGAAUGAACAUGUGGCCUUGGAGUCUUGCACACUACAAGGCUCCAUCUUCCAGGUACACUUGCCAGUAUAUUUACUGCACACUGCAAAGCUACAGAAUGUACAUCAGUGUGUUUUCCAUGUAGUGGGAGAAGUCUGAACGCUAUGCGUACACCAGUCAAUAGCAGCCUUAGUCUGCCAUUUUGAUUGACAGCAUCAUAGGAUUCCAAUAAAAAGUCCCCUAUAGAAUUCAUCUGUACAAAAAGAAUCAACACACUGAUAGCAAUCUUCAAUAUUUUGACCCCUAACACUGAAUUUACUUCACAAUCAAGGGUUGGUAUUGAUCAGAAUGAAUCUCCUGACUCAGAUUAAAAAGGGAACUACAAUGACAACGUCUUUGCUUUGCGCUUAUUCGGAGAAACUUGUUUUCAGGGUAUUUGUACAGCAGCUCCACACAUUUAAAAUAAAGGGUCAUUCUGUGUAGUCGGAAGAGACACUAUAAGACAGUUUGGGCCCUGGUCGCCAAGACUGUGACCUGUGUAGAAGAUGUAUGGGCUGAGCCUUUAUAUGCCCCAAUCAAGACAAUUGGUUGGAGCCAGUGUGGCAAGUCAUGUGAUUGGUUGCUGAUGUGGGUGGGUCCACAGGGUGAACUCCAAGGGAGCGUUCGAAAAAUCAGAACGUCAUGGCCGGAUGCUGAAGCUCGCCACGUGGCCACAAGCAGACUGACUGCCCCAACUGCCCCUUUGUCCACACAGUGCCACACCCUCCCUGUCUUACAGACCUACCAUACCAGAGACUGCACAGUGCUUCAUGUUGAGAAGGACUUCCCAUGGAAUGAAAGGAGGACAUCAAUGUUUUUUUGUUAAUUAUUAUUUGUCAGUAUUAUGUAUCUGUAUGUGUUUUACAAUUUCAGUGUCUAAAACAAGCGAGCAAACAUAAAAUACACUACCCACAUGCUGUGAUGGAGGGGAGGGGAGGGUCUGCAGCGGACAGGGCGUGUCCAGUGGGAAUACGGCUGAUGUGGUGCACUGGUCCUCGUGUUGUGUGGACGUGGUGAUGAGCAGGAAGCAAGCACAGGGCAUGCUCAGGAAUGUGAACAUCAGUGGGAUCUCUGCAGCUGUUGUGCCCGCAAACACACUUAACGAAGACCGGGGCAGCCGUUAAAAUGGAAAGCAGUCACUAAUGCUUCCGGCUGUGUUAAUAACUGAUUAGCGGACAAUUUUCAGCUCGACUGACUCGCGCCUCCUGUGCUGCCCUCGUC